Molecule: messenger RNA, 1504 nt
Organism: Musa acuminata AAA Group (dessert banana)
Lineage: Eukaryota; Viridiplantae; Streptophyta; Magnoliopsida; Zingiberales; Musaceae
Product: granule-bound starch synthase 2, chloroplastic/amyloplastic-like
Exons: 1
Coding region: 34-939 (301 amino acids)
Molecular function (GO): alpha-1,4-glucan glucosyltransferase (UDP-glucose donor) activity
Source: RefSeq, a predicted model, not a curated record
GACUUCUUCCAUGUCGACUUGCCCGAUCAACACAUGGACCUCUUCAAGCUGUAUGAGCCGAUGGGAGGUGACCACUUCAACAUCUUCGCGGCCGGCCUCAAGACUGCUGACCGCGUGAUCACCGUCAGCCGUGGCUACGCAUGGGAGCUCACAACAUCCGAAGGUGGGUGGGGACUCCAUGAGAUCAUAAACGAGAACAACUGGAAGUUCCGAGGCAUCGUCAACGGGAUCGACACAGUGGACUGGAACCCUGAGCUGGAUCUUCACCUGCAAUCCGAUGGCUACAGAAACUAUUCCAUUGAGACUCUGCAAGCCGGGAAACCACAGUGCAAGGCGGCGCUGCAGAAGGAGCUCGGCCUCCCUGUCCGCGAGGACGUCCCCCUCAUCGGAUUCAUCGGCCGGCUGGAUCACCAGAAGGGCGUCGACCUCAUUGCGGGUGCGAUGCCUUGGAUCGUCGGGCAGGACGCGCAGCUGGUGAUGCUGGGCACCGGACGGGCCGACCUGGAGGAGAUGCUGCGCAAGUUCGACAGGGAGCACCACAACAAGGUGAGGGCGUGGGUGGGGUUCUCGGUGAAGAUGGCGCACAGGAUCACCGCAGGGGCGGACGUCCUGCUCAUGCCAUCGCGGUUCGAGCCCUGCGGGCUGAACCAGCUGUACGCCAUGAAGUACGGCACGGUCCCGGUGGUGCACGCCGUCGGCGGGCUUCGUGACACGGUGAUCCCGUUCGAUCCCUUCAGGGAGAGCGGGUUCGGGUGGACGUUCGACCGGGCGGAGGCCAACAAGCUGAUCAAUGCGCUGGGGAACUGCCUCAACACCUACAGGAACCAGAAGGAGAAUUGGAAGGGCCUGCAGACGCGAGGGAUGGCACAGGACCUGAGCUGGGACAACGCCGCCAAACAUUACGAGGAAGUCCUCGUCUCAGCUAAGUAUCAGUGGUGAUCUUUGAGAACAUGAACGAACAGUAUCUAUCUCAGCUAUCUGAUGAUCCAAUCCGGAUCUCUCUUCACCGAACCUGCAAAGAUUCGCCGAACAUGGAACGUCUAUAAGUAUUGUGUGCGUCCGUUUGAUUGAUGACAUCAACAUUUUGACACGUCUCUCUCUCUCUAUCUCUUCCUCGCUGAGGACAGCCCAGUUUUGUUGGAUUCUGUGAUUAGCCACCGCGUCGACAGCCUCUGCUGCGUACGUGCCAGAGGAAAACAGUCGCACCUGCACGCAUAAAUACACAUCGAUUCGCCAUACAUGUUAUUGGUUGGACCAAGAAGCAGCGUCUUCUUCCUCCUCAGCGCUGGAAACCAUGGAGAAACCAUUGCCAACUGCACCCUACCACUCCCUCGCACUCACAGAGCCCGUCGUGCACCUCUUCAACAAGACCAUCUCCAUGGGGGUCGUCCUGAAGAAUAAGAUAUCCAUGGGGUUCCUCUUCCGGCACCCAGCGCCGUGCGCAUCGGGGGUCGUCGAUCGUGUCAGACCCGGCGACUCGGCCGACGCUAGCGAGGCGCCCGAG